UUCUGGGUGUUGAGAGGGAAAAUCAAAUAAAGUCCAAAUACAACAGAAACACAAAAAGUGAAGACAAAAACACUGUAGCUACACUCCCAAAGCUUUUUUUUUGUCAGAGAAAAGUGCUGCAAACGCUCAGCAUAGUGUCAGUGUAGAUAGCUUCAGUGUUGCCAUUACUCAUGACUUCUAUGUUACUCUGUAUUGAAAAAGUAUCUCACUAUAUGGGCAGAUAAUUGUGCCUGAUUUAAGGAUUAUUUCUUGAAACAAAAGAAAAAAGUCUAGAGAUAAGUUCAAUAGUCUUAUAAUAUUUGUAGCACAAUGUCAAAAUGAGAAAUAUUAGAUAUGUCGACUUGAUUUCACGAUUUCACUUUCCAAGAUAUGAUUUGUUGCACUGUAAACUGCCACUCAGGAGGUCUCUACUAAUUUAAAAAUGUGCAUCUAGGGUCCCAUCGUCCAGAGCCCCAGAAUCACUAACACUGAAUCUCAAACGGCUCCCUACUCCCUAUGUAGUGUACUAUGUAGGCCAAUAUAUAGCAGAUUCUACACCUAAAUAGUGCUUUACAUGUCCAGUAUAAAGCUAAUUAUAUUCAGCCAUAAGCUGUAUGACUCCCUGUCUGACAUAUAUUGCAUUUCAGUGUAGAAGCCAUAGCUUCAUUACCUCUGAAGUACACUAUAUAGGGAGUAGUGAUGCAAAUUGAGAUUUAGCCUAAAUCCAUCCUUGUUAAAGGCUACUGAGUGCUGAUUGAUUGGCGAUCUGAUCUGCUCAUCAGCUGAGUAAAACUUACUGACAUGUACAUAAAGCACUGUUGCAAAAUAACAGCAUUUCAACAUUUUGAGCUAUUCUGUGUUGAGACAAUGAGUGCAUUUGUCUGUAAUAAAUGGACUGACCAUUAACACUUGCAGGUGUACACAAAAGCUCCACAGCUCCCCGUUGAUUUCGCUCUUUUUUGACCACCUUCUGUCGUAUCCACUCAUAGGAGAUUACACUGAGUGAUGUUUCUCCUCACUAGAAAGUUGCAUCCGAAGUGGCUCAGAAAUAGUCAGCCGUCAGCCAUGUUGUAGUGCUGCUUGAUAAAUCUUUCGGCCAUUUCAUCAUCAUUCUCCAGAUAGUUCACUAGGCCUACCGCAAACGCUGUGUAGUGAAUUUUAAACGAGUUAACAAGUGAACAUGUGUAAAAUGAACGAUGCCCAAUUUACAGUGACAGUACGUUCACAGCUACCUGAAGUGAUCUAACAGCUUGGAAAUAGGUGCUAAUAUAUUACUUCAAAAUUUACGCAGUACUUUACAAACGUGCUAGUGAUAAAUUACACGUGCUCAUGAAUUUUGGACUCCUUUGUAAUUCGGCCGCCAUUAAAAAAUCUGACCACAUUUUUUUGUCCACAUAUUCUGACGUGCACUGUGAGAUGACCUGCCUUAGUCGAUCUAGACGUUCUACUGGGCUGAAUCCAGUUAGUUUACUGUAGGGAAAAUGAGUCGAUGUGGGCCCGGUCUUUCUGUCCAGUAGAUGGAGACACUGCUGCUGUCUGCACUGAGUGUGCACUCUCGUCACGCUCCUCGGAUAGUAGUUGAAGCCCCGCCCACACACGCGUCCGCGCUCUCUGAUUGGACCGAAACAAACGUUCUCAAGAGUCACCGAACUUUGUUCGAGGGAGAACCGUGUGAGAUUUUAAUGACAGCUGUUUACAUUACGAUCAUUUUAAAAACUAAGUUCUUUUAACAAAAGAAAAACAUCUGAUUCCUCGACUCUGCUUGCUGGGGUCUUCUUCAGGGUUCUGCUAGUUUUCUCCUUUGUCAUUUGGAGCCACACUGGCGAAAGUGUUACACACCGGACAGCGUUAACGUUACUAAGGUUACGAUGUCGCUCCGUGAGGAAAAGCCAGUUUACGAGCACAAGAGCGAGUCUGAGAUUAAGACCAAAAACGCGGUUAAAGGGAACGGGAAUGGUCGUAACUCCAGAGCCGUGUGUAGGGUAUGUGACCGGAUGUUUAGGGAGCCUAAAAUCCUCCCUUGCUUGCACACGUUCUGCGCCGACUGUAUCCGGCAGAUCGAGCCGUUCUCGGCGCUGGGAGCCGAAGGUAAGAGACCGUGGCCUGGCGAUGAGGGGCGGGGGCGCAGUCCGCUCCCUCUAACGGUGCUGUGUCCCGAGUGCGAUUCCGAGGUGGACCUGCCCUCAUCGGGCGUGGAUGGGCUAACCACUGACCACCUUGCCCUGGACGAGGUGUUCAUGGAGACCCUCUUGUUGGAGAAGAGCGUGUUGUGUGACUUGUGCAGUGACAGUGAUGCAGGAAAGCGGUGUGAAGUGUGCUGUGUUAACCUCUGCGACUUCUGUAGCCAAGCGCACAGGAGGCAGAAGAGGACGUCCAGUCACUCUAUCCAUUGCUUAGAAGAGCUGAAGUCUCGGGGUCAUCUCUACCGGCCUGUCCUUUGUACUUUGCACCCAGGACAGGAGCUGCGUCUUUUCUGUGAGUCCUGUGACCUCGCUGUGUGCCUGGAGUGUGCUGCUGCAUUUCACCGGGACCACCAGUGCAGCCCUACUCAUGACGUCAUUUACCAACAUGGUGAUCGUAUCCGGGAGUUGGUUUCUGGGAGCCUGCAGCCUCGUCUCGGCCGUCUGGAGGAGGCACUGAGGCGUGUGGAGAUAUCCCAGGAAGCCUUAAAGACUCGAACAGAGGCACUGGCAGGUGAGAUCCGGGCCUUUGCCAGGAGCUAUGCCAGCGCGGUGGAGGCCCACUGCUGUUCUCUGCUGCAGACUCUGGAGGAGGUGAGGGUGCAGCGGCACAACCAGCUUAAUCUGCAGAGUGUCCAGCUGCAGCAGGCGCUGUCUGACGCCCGCGGAGGCGUGGAGUUUGCUGAGCGCUUGCUCACAUGUGGCUCAGAAGCAGAGAUCCUCAAUGCUAAAGGAGUUACCAUGAGAAGGUUAAUGAGCUUGCUGGAGUGCGGCUAUGAUCCACACCCAGCCACGGUCAGCCAUGACAUCGGUAGCAGUAUGUACUUUUUACCUCAGGAAAGUGCUGGGCAGGUGGAUGGAUUCCCUGUGCUGGGAGUCCUGCAUGCCAAGACCGUAGAUCCCUCCAAAUGCAUCAUCGAGGGAGAAGGUGUCCAGCAGGGUGUGGAGGACCAGCGGGGCGAGUUCACACUGGUCUGCAAAGACUCUGCAGGAGAGCCGAUGGGUAAAGGAGGAGACCCUGUGCUAGUCAGCAUAGUCCACAAGGACAGGAAAGACUGCAUAGUGGAGACGACUGUGGUGGAUAACGGUGAUGGUUCAUAUGCUGUCUCCUACACUCCGGUGGAGCCUGGCUCCUACUCUGUGUGGGUGUGUGUGAAAGCGCAGCAUGUCAAGGGCUCACCUUUUGUGUUAAUGGUGAAGAGAAAGUUCCGGCACCAUCGUGGCAUCUUCCACUGCUGCUCCUUCUGCUCCAGUGGUGGCGCUAAAGAGGCACGCUGUGGCUGCACAGGAACCAUGCCAGGAGGGUUCCAGGGCUGUGGACAUGGCCAUAAAGGUCAUCCAGGGAAGCCACACUGGUCGUGCUGUGGAAAUGUAGUGGAGGGGUCUGAGUGUGUGCGCAGCCUUGGGCCAGGGACUCUCCGUGGUCAUGUCAGAACUGUGGAGCUUUGAAUGAACACCCACACCUGGAGGAAAAGACAACUGUUGUUAUGUGUACAUGGUACCAGUUUUACAAACAUGCCUUACAAACAUGUCCCCAUUUUUAAUAUCUUAUUUCUUAGUAUCACCAGCUGACUGUAUCAGUCUGUCAUAUAUUGUUUCUAGACAACAAAUUACCACUUGCUGCUUAUCAUGUGAAGCUGGAUUAUUCACUAAAACCAACAGUUUCAGGUGAAGCACAUCUUACCUUAUCUAAUUAAAUGGCUUAAAGCCUUGUAAGUCUCUAGAGACAAUCAACAGGUAACUCAACCAAAGUAUUUAAAGGGCAUAUAAUAUAGAAAACAGACAUUUCUUCACUUUUUUAAGUAGAAGAGUUUGAUGUUGUAUAUAAACAUUGUUAAAGUUUCAAAGCGUACUAUUCACUCCUGUCCUUUUGUAGAAACUAAACUGCAAAAAUAGGCUGUUACGAAAUUACUGUUUUUGUAAUGUCACAAACAACACAUUUACAUAUACGUGCCUAUUCAGGCUAUAGUUUAGCCCUGCCAGUUCACACUGAGGUUAUUAGGAGUGCUACAGCCCGGACUGCUUUUUGAUUGAAGCACAAUACUGGGCAGUUGAUCAUGAUGAGGUUAUUUACAUAUAUCAGUCUUAAACGCACAGUAACAAAAACAGCUUCUUUAAUUAGAGGCUGGAAAAUGGUCAUGCAGAUCUGAAUUACACAUUUUUGGUACAUAAGCCACACGUCUCAUAAGUGGACCUCAGGGAAAAAAUACAAUUAAAAUGUAGGAUAAAGGUGCUAAAUAUGAACAUGUACUAAACAACACGAUUAAGUGUUCCCAAACCAGCUGUAUAACUAUAGCAAGACUUUAGCAGGACUGCUUUCUAGAAUGACUGUGUAUAUAUACACUUCCGUAUUUUAAUACUCACUCAGUAGUAGAGUGCUUUUUACAAUGCAUUUCUCUGUAUGAGCAUGUACUCUUGAGAAUUACCCCAAUAUAUAAUAUAAUAGCAUCAGAUCAUCAGAUAUAUUGUCUUAAGUGUGUGCAUGUGAUUCGUGUACCAAAGACUGCCAAUUCUAUAGAGGUGCCUUAAAAUUAUAAUUCCUAAAAUCUUUAAGAACUUGUAGUUUUGAAUGCCAGUUUCUAUAGUUUCUCUGUAUUUCAAAUAAAGAAAUGGACUUCUUAGUGAGUAGCUGUCUGGA
Messenger RNA from Colossoma macropomum (tambaqui), 4797 nucleotides. It is a transcript of the gene trim45, whose product is annotated as tripartite motif containing 45. Gene Ontology annotation, molecular function: protein binding; zinc ion binding; ubiquitin-protein transferase activity. The transcript is spliced from 6 exons. Lineage: Eukaryota; Metazoa; Chordata; Actinopteri; Characiformes; Serrasalmidae. The record is from RefSeq and is a predicted model, not a curated record. The coding region runs from base 1848 to 3608 and encodes 586 amino acids. Gene Ontology annotation, biological process: positive regulation of DNA-templated transcription. Gene Ontology annotation, cellular component: nucleoplasm; chromatin.